AUGCCGUCGGCUGCUCUCAUGGAGAAAUCGGCUCGAAGUCUGCCCUCUGGAUAUUACAUCGUCUACGCGGCUGAUGGCCUCGUGAAGCACUGCUUCACCUCGAUUGUCCGCGGUCCAAGCGAUCCGGCUAUUAUUUACAACGGUUACCGUGAAUCGGACAACCCGCCGAUUCUCUUGGAGCCGCUGACCAUAUUGGGCUAG
Messenger RNA from Phytophthora infestans T30-4, 201 nucleotides. RefSeq lists its product as uncharacterized. The coding region runs from base 1 to 201 and encodes 66 amino acids. The transcript has a single exon. Lineage: Eukaryota; Oomycota; Peronosporomycetes; Peronosporales; Peronosporaceae. The record is from RefSeq and is a predicted model, not a curated record.